GGCGGGCGGGCGGCCGGCGUGACGCGGCGGGAUUAACUUUGCAUGGCUAAUUCGAGCACCGCCGCGGAGGCCACUGGCUGCUCGGCCGCAGCUCGCCCGCACGCCGCCUCGGGGCGCCACCGCGAGGCUCCAGCGCUCCGAUCUGUGGUUUCCAUCUCCUCGGAGGACCUACCUGGUACCAAGCUCCACACAUGGCUUAGUAAAUAAGGAAAUGCCAGUGCAGAAGAGGACCCAGUAUGACGACUAACCUAUGACUCCUAACAGUAUGACAGAAAAUGGCCUUCCAGCCUGGGACAAACAGAAGCCCCGUCCAGAACGAGGACAGGACUGGAAGCUGGUAGGAAUGUCCGAAGCCUGCCUGCACAGGAAGAGCCAUGCAGAGAGGCGCGGCGCACUGAAGAACGAGCAGACAUCCCCACACCUCAUCCAGGCCACGUGGAUGAGCUCUAUAUUCCAUCUGGAUCCCGAAGAUGUGAACGAUCAGAGCGUCUCCAGUGCCCAGACCUUCCAGACCGAAGAGAGGAAAUGCAAAGGAUACAUCCCCAGCUAUUUAGACAAAGAUGAGCUGUGUGUCGUGUGUGGGGACAAAGCCACGGGGUACCACUACCGCUGCAUCACCUGUGAAGGCUGUAAGGGUUUCUUUAGAAGAACCAUUCAGAAAAGUCUUCAUCCAUCUUAUUCCUGCAAAUAUGAAGGAAAAUGCGUCAUAGACAAAGUCACUCGCAACCAGUGCCAGGAAUGUCGCUUUAAGAAAUGCAUCUAUGUUGGCAUGGCAACAGACUUGGUGCUGGAUGACAGCAAGAGAUUAGCCAAGCGGAAGCUGAUAGAGGAGAACCGUGAGAAGAGGCGGCGGGAAGAGCUGCAGAAAUCCAUUGGACACAAACCCGAGCCCACGGAUGAGGAGUGGGAACUCAUCAAGACAGUCACCGAGGCCCACGUGGCCACCAAUGCCCAGGGCAGCCACUGGAAGCAGAAGCGGAAAUUUCUGCCGGAAGACAUCGGACAAGCACCCAUCGUGAAUGCCCCAGAAGGUGGCAAGGUUGACCUGGAAGCCUUCAGCCAUUUCACAAAAAUCAUCACACCAGCAAUCACCAGAGUGGUGGAUUUUGCCAAAAAGUUGCCCAUGUUUUGUGAGCUGCCGUGUGAAGAUCAGAUCAUCCUCCUCAAAGGCUGCUGUAUGGAGAUCAUGUCCCUCCGAGCUGCCGUGCGCUAUGACCCAGAGAGCGAGACUCUGACUUUGAACGGGGAGAUGGCAGUGACACGAGGCCAGCUGAAAAACGGAGGUCUUGGGGUGGUGUCGGAUGCCAUCUUUGACCUGGGCAUGUCUCUGUCAUCUUUCAACCUGGAUGACACGGAAGUUGCGCUGCUUCAGGCCGUCCUGCUGAUGUCUUCAGAUCGCCCAGGACUGGCCUGCGUUGAGAGAAUCGAGAAAUACCAAGACAGUUUCCUGUUGGCCUUUGAACACUAUAUCAAUUACCGAAAGCACCAUGUGACACAUUUUUGGCCCAAACUCCUGAUGAAGGUGACAGACCUGCGGAUGAUUGGAGCCUGCCAUGCCAGCCGCUUCCUCCACAUGAAGGUGGAGUGCCCCACGGAGCUCUUCCCCCCUCUGUUCUUGGAAGUCUUUGAGGACUAAGUGGACUGGACAGGUUCUUGUCAUUCCUGCCGCGCUACUGGGUGUCGUUUCUUCCCGCCUCCGCCUCAGUCCUUCUCGUUGUCGUUUUCUCGUUCCUUUGUGUCGGGUGGGAUCGUUGGGGGUCAGUGGGUCAUCAGUGGCACAGCCUGGGAUGACGUCGUCUCUGGAAUGUGGAUCUUUGUAACUGUUGCAUUCUGUUCACCAGUCCUUACUGUGAAUGCUUUGAAGGGUUGGGUGGGGGACAAUCAUUAUGUCACCAGCACCAAGCCAUCACCAGCUCCCAUCUGUCCCUCCCUGGUCAGAGAGACUCGAGCAAGCCAAAUGGCACUGCAGAAGACUAAAGAAGCCUUAAAACCAAGACCACAGUCAUCUUGAUCCAGUUCUGAUGUUUGCAGGGCGGAGCUGGCAGAGGAAGGGCCCCCUUGGGCUGGGCGUGGCUUUCGGUGUCUAAGGGUAGGAGCAGAUGCUACCAGGAGCUCACCAUUUCCAGAACCCUUCCUCUCCAAGCAAUGUGACUUGGAACGUGCGGGAAUAGCCACACCAUAAGGAAUCAGCUAUCCUUCCCAUGGCCUUGUGACGUCCUUCAAGCUGGACAAGAGCAUGACUUGAAGAUGGGCAGGUGUUUUACUGGUUCAAGGCCACAAGGACAAUCUUUUUCUCAGCCUGCCAGAGAGCUUGGGAAUCUGUAUCAAUGUUACAGGCAUGGUUUCCAGAGUGCACGUGGUGUACCACCUUGAGCAAGAAGGUGUCUUCACAGCUUGGAUAGAUUCACAAGCCAUUCCCACAAAGCUCAAGCCUGUUUACAGAAGCGCUGUCUCUUUUUAGUGGUCUCUGAGCCAGUUCUUUCCCCCAGCUCACCAAGGUCUUUAUCCAGGUUGUCUGUUGAGCUGAUAACAUUUCCCUAUGGCUUAGAUCUUCCGAUCAGGGAGAGACACACGUGUUGAAGUUCCAGUCUUAUGUGACAAAAUUCCUGGAAAAAGAUCAGGGCAGGAACAUUCUGCUUCGAAGGAAAUGCACUCCUCAUGGGUGUAGGCUGUCCGAUGACCAGAGGAUGCUCUCCCCAGUCUUGGAUUCAUAAGCUCCUUACAUUAUCCACGAAUACCCCCCAGCCCCCACCUCCCGGCCACAUUCUGUGGGGGUAAACAGCUUGACUCUCUCUAAACGCUAGCUCUUCUGUACCUUUAUACAUCACUGCACUGGCCAAGAGUCCCCAUAAAACAACGGCCGACCAUGCAUAAGGACACACUGUCACCACUGCUGUCCAGCCUACCCCCAAUGACCAAAUCAUGACAACUUCUCUGCAGACGGGCAAAGAAUGUACCCAUGCAACUGAAUGUACCCCAUUCUUCACUGACAUCGCAGAUAUAAACUGUCCCUCUGCCUGCCUUUCACUGCCUUAUCCUGGAAAUAUUGGGGAAAACAAGCCAUAUCAGCAAGCGUUACCUAAAAACCAAGGACAGAAAGUCACUGUGAAGAGUGAGGACACUCACUUGCCUCUUUUAGGCUUUCGGAGCAUACUUGGCUUCACUGGACGUCAGGGCACCGGAGUUCUAGGUCGUGCUCUACGGCCUGGUCCGUUUAGGACCUUACAGUUCCAAUUUUCUUACUGCAUAAAUAAGUCAGUCCCCUAAAAUCCCUCUUACUUUCUCUGUUGGAUGACUUUCCAGUAAGUGGGGGGGAGGGAGUGAUCCUUGAACUAUUUUUUUUUAUAUUCAAAUGCGUAGCUUUAUCAGACAAAAAGCAAGACCCAUUCACAAUUAAGGAAUGUAUUUGGCUUUUAAUUAAGGAAAUGAGAAUUUGCCUCAGAGGAAGGCAGAAUGGCCUUGGAAGAGAAGGUGCAUGCAACUUUGAAAGUCUCCAGAGUCCGUGGGAAUAGCCUCAGGAGAAGGCAUGCUCCAGCAUUAACGCGUUUAGACAGAAUGCGCUGUGAACUUGGUGCAGAGAUUAAAAUAGAAGCAAGAAGCCCCAUUGAUUCAUGUUCGAACAUCUGUCAAGGGUUUGCUUUCCCAGACAGCCUGUAGCCAGCCUCCUCCCUCACAAACUUCAUUAAACAUCUGUUCUCCCUGUCGACUCUCCUGGAGGACCUCUGUCCAGACAAUAAAAACAAGCUUGCUGUGAGGCAAGUUCUCCUUCCAAGAGGAGAGAGAGGGAGCCCGCAGGUGAGUCCUGCACAGGGGCACAGACUCCUGGGACACCAGCGUUUCCAGGGAAGUUUCCUGACUGACAGUUUCCAAAGAACGUCAGACACCUGGGUUCCAGCACUACUGCAGGGUUUUGGACCCAGGGUCUUUCAGGGCACUGUGGGGAUUAAUGACCACUGAGCACUAGCCCAGCCCUCAGGCAUCUGGUCAGCCCCAGUCAGCCCCAGCACGUGGUCCUCACUCUGUACGCAAAGGCUCACCUUCAAGAGGCAGACACUGCCCUCACAAAGUUGAAGGCAAAACAUUCAUACUGAAUAAGAUAUGCGAGCUUCAGUCUUCUGGCAGAAAGGAAUAAGAACAGCAGGCAGUCAGAAUGACUCAAGUCACGCCCUCCUCCGGGAAACUCCAUUUUAUGAAAUUAGAUUUUGAGGAAUUGGCUCCCAACUUUUUUUCUUUUCUUUUUACAAAGCAUUUUUCUUCUAAUCUUGUCCAGACUUUCAAAUCAAGUGUGGAUGUAGUGGAAAGAGCCCUCGCAUCUGCCCCACUGUGGGGAGACAUUCCAGUCAAGGAGAACAUGCCCAUCCUACUGGGAUGCUCACUUAUAAAUCAUAGGUAUGGAUGAGAAGGCUGUGCACAUGCAAAAGACGUGUGUGUAUGUGUGUGUGUGCACAUGUGUACAUACAUGUGUUUGUCCCUUCAAGUGCACUUUGCACUUCAUCGUCAAUGUGCAGAACUUCCAGAAACUGGAAGAAAGAAGAACAAUUUUUCUCCUCUGAUUCUGCUGAAAACACCUUGUGCCGCCUCUGAGCUUCUUCUAGUGUGAUGAGCCUCAGUCCUCGGUGAUGCGCCCUGUGGGAGCCUCAGCCCAGGGCGUCCCCAGUCUGUGGCCCCAGUGCCACCCACCUCCAUCCUAGUGCAAUCUCGGGGAGAGCGAGGUUGGCUCCUCUCUGCAGGGUCCCUUCUCAUGUUAACCUGCGGGCUGGCGCCCAAGCCUUGCUCUCCUCACACUCAACCCUCCCCAUCCCAGCCUUGAGACCUGCUGGGCCUCUUCAGAGCAUGUCAUUGUCGGUAAGACAUCUUCAUUCUGUGGAACUCAAACCUAUCCGUGUCAUAUGGACCUUUUGUUGCAUGAGUCAUGAGUUAUGAAAUCAGUCUUAUGGUUUUUGAGAUGUAGCCAGCAUUUUGUAAGGCUAAACCUUUUUCAUGAACUUAAUUUAAGUGAAGAACCAAACCACAGGUCCUCCUCAAAAUGAGAGAUGACAGACAAUUGAAUCUGUUUGCCCUUUCCAAUGGCAAUGGCAUCAGGUCCUCUAAUAAGCUCACAACUUCCUGUUAUUUUAAUAAUAUGGAAACAUUAGCAUAGUGUUUCUUUUGAUAGUGAUAGACUGGUCCAUAUUUAAAUUUUAUAGAGAAGAAAUUUAUUGUACUGUGAUGUAGAUAUUUAUUAUCCAGGUAAGGAUUUGCCCGGUGUGUAUUUUUUACAAUUGAAACAUUUUACUUUAAUCUUUAAAAUAAAAAAAAAGACAUUAAAAACACACACACAUACAAAAAAAAGGCUAGGGAGAAAAAAGGUUUGGCCUUAUCGCAGAAUUUUUACUGUGCUGUAUAAAUAUUUGCACAUGAAAAAAUUACACAUUUCUCGUGUGUUUCCACAUUAAUUAAUGCCUCCUUCAGGAGCAAUAGUGUGCAGGUGAACACUGAUUGUGGCUUUGUCUUGCACAGCUCAAGCUGACCCACCUUCUGCACAAGACAAUCAAAUGUGAGUCUCUCCUCUGAGGAGGGGGACAGUACUCAAGAGAGCACAACGUGAGACACAGGAAGAGGCUGUAGGCCAGCCAAUGCACAGAUGGGGAAGGGGUCAGGGCACAAGCGCAUCCAUGUGGCCUUGUGUCACUUAGUCCCUUUGGUUGUUCCUUGUGACCUUGGCAUCUUUCACUUGACGUCAUAUAGCCAAAGUCGUUCUCCGCGCUUUCGUCAGAGAAGACGAUUCUUUUUUCCAUAAUGUUUCAUUGCCCUGAGAAUCAGGAAAAACAACAUGGUACAGAAUAGAGAGGUUUACAGUCAGCGGGAGAUUUGAGUUUUGCAGACAGUGUUAAGUGCUAUUGCUAGAUUGGUGAUAUUUUUUUCAGCCUAAAAUUGUUGGAAUCUGUGAUCAAAAUGUUUUAAACUAUCCAAAAAGAAAAUUUGUAUAUUUGGGAAAAAUGGAUUUUUACAUAGCUUUUGUAUGCAGAUAUUAAAUUGUAAUUAUGAAUAUAGUGGGCAUAAAUACUCAUAAGCUUAAAU
Molecule: messenger RNA, 6060 nt
Organism: Chionomys nivalis (European snow vole)
Lineage: Eukaryota; Metazoa; Chordata; Mammalia; Rodentia; Cricetidae
Gene: Thrb
Product: thyroid hormone receptor beta
Exons: 10
Coding region: 251-1636 (461 amino acids)
Biological process (GO): retinoic acid receptor signaling pathway; positive regulation of transcription by RNA polymerase II; negative regulation of transcription by RNA polymerase II
Molecular function (GO): zinc ion binding; nuclear receptor activity; RNA polymerase II cis-regulatory region sequence-specific DNA binding
Source: RefSeq, a predicted model, not a curated record